Messenger RNA from Medioppia subpectinata, 1476 nucleotides. The record is from the annotation of a GenBank genome assembly. Lineage: Eukaryota; Metazoa; Arthropoda; Arachnida; Sarcoptiformes; Oppiidae.
AUGUGUCGGUAUCGGUUUAAUAACAUCAGAUUCUAUGUAAAAGUGUUUUCCCUACCCCGGGGUCCGUUCCCACUACCCGUUGUGGGCAAUGCGUUGCUAUUUAGAAAUACAAAAGUGAAUCAAUUCGUGACAAUCAAUGAAUUGCAUCAAAUCUAUGGCCCGGUGUUUACCCUAUGGAUUGGCGGAACACCAAUGGUUAUGAUCGCGGGUUUGAAUUUAAUUAAAACAGCAUUUAAUUCAAAACACAACGAAUUAAUGGGAAGACCAAAGACAGCGUUCAGCGAAGCGCUGUUGCAGUCGGGCAGUGACGUCGCCUUCACAGAUCACGGCCCGGUUUGGGCCAGUCUUAGACGUGUCGCACACUCGGCGGUCAGAAAACUAGCCAUAAGUGAGAAGUUGUCUGAUUUGGUGGACGAUGUGGUCGACGAGACCGUACAGACCAUGAAGAAGACACACCCGAUUGGGACACCAUUUAAUCCCAAGAGUUUUAUUUAUGCGAAUGUAUUCAAUAUAAUCGCUUCGUCCGCUUUCGGCAAACGAUACCAGUUUGAAGACAAAGAGCUCAAGUAUUUAGAGGAUUCAUUUGAGUACUUUAGGGCCAACUCUAACGCACUGUUAAUUUGCGAUCGCAUACCUGUCCUCAAAUUGUUGCCAAAAUACGCCAAAGUAUUUACAAAAAUUAUAAAAACAAUGAGUGGUCUGUCAGUGUUUGCGAGACAGCAAUAUAUGGAUCACCUGAAGACCCAUUCCUCGGGUGUCGUCAAUGACUUCUGUGACGCUCUCAUUGAGGCUAAAGAGGAGGCCAUUCAGGAGGCGAAGGAAAGCGCAUCCGAUUUAACAGAUAAAAACCUUUCACUCGUUAUUAUGGACUUAUUUUUUGCCGGUUCCGACACAUCUCAGUAUAUGAUGCGAUGGAUUCUACUAUUGAUGGCAAACAACACUGAAAUGCAGAUUCAGAUGAGGGAUGAGAUCGAGUCUGUGAUCGGCGAUAGAGUGGCCACUAAUGAACACAGAAAUGAAUGCCAUUUUGUUAACGCUUUCAUUGCGGAGACACUUCGGUAUAGAGGGGUCGCACCCAUUGGUAUUCCUCACGUGGCAAUGUGUGACAUGCAAUUGGAUAAAUAUCACAUAAAAGAGGGCACUUUUGUGAUGGGAAAUCUGUUGUCUAUUAAUCGUGAUCCAAACUUGUGGCCAAAUCCCGAAGUGUUUGAUCCCAAGAGGUUUCUCACCAGUGAUGGUAAGUUCGUGUCAAACAUCCCGGGGUUCACACCCUUUGGUAUCGGCCGUCGUAUAUGUGUGGGCGAAAAGCUGGCGCUCGCGGACCUGUUUUUCAUAACAGUGCGUCUCUUGAAGUCGACCAAUGAGUGUGUGUUUGCGUUACCGACGGGCGACGGAUCCGCCGACUUAGACCCCAACCCCGAUAUACUGUUACUAAACACUCCAAAGCCCUACGAAAUUAUGCUAAAAACCAGAUAA